Molecule: messenger RNA, 683 nt
Organism: Rhodofomes roseus
Lineage: Eukaryota; Fungi; Basidiomycota; Agaricomycetes; Polyporales; Fomitopsidaceae
Exons: 2
Coding region: 239-667 (142 amino acids)
Source: RefSeq, a predicted model, not a curated record
GUCACACCAGUGUUACUCUGCCAGUGCCGUGAUGAUCUGCUCCAGCUACUUCCUCAAUGCGGCCUCACAAGGCGUUGAUGCGGCAAUGCGAAGAAGGCUGAUGGCAGUGCACGGAACGCUGUAUACAUAAGUAUGGGGCUCAGACGACCAUGAUGCCACGGCAUUGAGGGAAUCGCCGGUCUUCAGAGCUUCAGACCGCACUGCAGUGUGCACGCAAACGCUGUACUACAGCCAAAAGAUGUCUACCAGUACUACUACCCAGGCCCAAGGGCCGAUCCCUGUAGACCAAGAAACGCUUCCCUGGCCAUUCGACAUCGCGCGCUCAACAGGGACGACCUACAGGCCUCUUCUCGCUGCCAUCCUCGCCACGGACACCCUGCCCACCGUCCCCGUUGCGCCCGACGGGGGGUUCCAAGCCAUCGGGGAAUACCUCCGCAGCGGCGAGUAUUUGAUGGACGCGGAGGACCGCUCGCUCGAGCGGAUCACGUUCUGGGUGUGCCCUGCUGGCACGGCGGGGCUGUUCCACGAGGCGGAGGGCGGCGAGGUGAAGGAGCAUGGGCUGCUGGUCACAGUUGAGCGAGGGGCGAAGGUGGACGAUGUGGUAGAGGCGGUGAAGGGUGCGUUCGUGGAGGAGGGCACGGCGCAUGUACACGUCCCUGCUGUUUGACAUGCCCCAAAGAGCC